This is a messenger RNA of Ambispora leptoticha, 3006 nucleotides long. Lineage: Eukaryota; Fungi; Glomeromycota; Glomeromycetes; Archaeosporales; Ambisporaceae. The record is from the annotation of a GenBank genome assembly.
AUGGUUAAUUCGCCCGAAGAAAGAGAGGGGGACUAUAAUGAUGUCCCAGAAGGGGAGAUCGAGUCCAACUGGGAAGAAGUUGUUGAUAACUUUGAUAAUAUGAAUCUGAAACCUGAAUUGCUUCGUGGUAUUUAUGCAUACGGUUUUGAAAAACCAUCAGCCAUCCAACAACGAGCUAUACUUCCCGUUAUUAAAGGUCAUGAUGUGAUUGCUCAAGCCCAAUCAGGAACCGGAAAAACGGCCACGUUUUCAAUUUCAAUCCUUCAGAAACUUGACAUGUCCAGCAAUCAAUGCCAAGCUCUUGUUCUUGCACCAACUCGCGAAUUGGCGCAACAAAUUCAAAAAGUUGUUAUCGCGUUGGGUGAUUUCAUGAACGUUGAAUGUUUUGCCUCGAUUGGUGGUACUAAUGUUCGAGACGGAAUCAAGAGGCUCGAAGCCGGUGCUCACGUAGUCGUCGGCACGCCCGGUCGUGUAUACGAUAUGAUAAAUCGUCGUGCACUUAAAACAGAUCAUAUUAAAAUGUUUGUCUUGGAUGAGGCAGAUGAAAUGCUUUCUCGAGGUUUCAAGGAACAAAUUUACGACGUUUUCCAACUCUUGCCUCCGAGUACUCAAGUUGUCCUGUUGUCCGCCACGAUGCCAGCCGAUGUAUUGGAAGUGACAACUAAAUUUAUGCGUGAUCCUGUUAGAAUUUUGGUAAAACGCGACGAAUUAACGUUGGAAGGCAUUAAACAAUUCUAUAUUGCCGUCGAAAAAGAAGAUUGGAAAUUAGAUACUCUUUGCGAUUUGUACGAGACGGUUACAAUCACACAAGCUGUCAUUUUCUGUAAUACACGAAGAAAAGUGGAUUGGCUUACAGACAAAUUGCACGCUCGCGAAUUCACAGUUUCGGCUAUGCACGGAGAUAUGGAUCAAUCUCAACGUGACGUUAUUAUGAAGGAAUUCCGUUCAGGAUCUUCUCGAGUAUUGAUCACAACUGAUCUUUUAGCACGCGGCAUUGACGUACAACAAGUUUCCUUGGUUAUUAAUUAUGAUCUUCCAACAAACCGUGAAAAUUAUAUUCAUCGAAUUGGUCGAGGUGGUCGCUUUGGAAGAAAGGGUGUUGCCAUCAACUUCGUUACCAGUGAGGAUGUUCGCAUGCUUCGUGAUAUUGUGUCCCUUCCCCUUGGUGGCACUGCCAAUAGACCCCCUGAUAAGUGCAACGAUGAUGAUGUAGCCGCUUUCAAAAUGACCAGAACCGACCCUCAAGGAGAAUACACAUUGCUCGAAAAACUUGGUACUGGCUCAUUUGGGACGGUUUACAAGGCCAUUAAGAAUGACACGAAAGAAAUCGUGGCGAUAAAACAAAUUGAUCUCGAAGAUUCCGAUGAUGAUAUCAGUGAGAUUCAGCAAGAGAUUGCAUUGUUAUCGCAAUGCGAUUCUCCUUAUAUCACACGUUAUUACGGUUCAUUUAUCACCGGGUAUAAAUUAUGGAUUGUUAUGGAAUAUCUUGCAGGCGGAUCGUGUUUAGAUCUGCUGAAACCUGGUCCUUAUAAUGAACAUCAAAUUGCGAUUGUCUGUCGUGAACUCUUGAAAGGCUUAGAAUAUUUGCAUAGAGAGGGAAAGAUUCAUCGGGAUAUUAAAGCUGCGAAUGUAUUAUUGUCGGAAGAUGGAAAUGUUAAAUUGGCUGAUUUUGGUGUCGCGGCGCAAUUAUCCAUUAACAAAAGCAAAAGGAAGACGUUUGUCGGUACUCCGUUUUGGAUGGCACCGGAAGUAAUUCAACAAGCUGGCUACGAUCAUAAGGCUGACAUAUGGUCUCUUGGCAUUACCGCCAUAGAAAUGGCGAAAGGGGAACCACCAUUGGCCGAGUAUCAUCCAAUGCGAGUUCUCUUCCUUAUUCCUAAAGCAAAGCCUCCCGUAUUAGAAGGAAACUUCUCCAGCGCAUUCAAAGAGUUUGUUAGUCUUUGUUUAAUAAAGAAUCCCAAUGACCGACCACCCGCAAAAGAAUUAUUGCGGCAUCGAUUUAUAAGGAAUGCACGAAUGACAACGCAGUUACAAGAACUUAUUGACAGAUAUUCCUUUUGGCAAAAUAAUGGUCCUCAUAGGGCGGCAGAAAAAUUCUUGAAAACAUUAACUAUCCAAAAAGAAUCCGUAAACCUUCGUUGGAACUUUGAAACUGUUAAAGCACCUAAAACUGUAAGAAUUAAUGAUGAAAAUGCUUUGACAAGAGGAACUGUAAAAAUUAUCGAUGAAAGCGCUUUGACAAGAGGAACUGCAAAAAUUAAUGAUGAAAACGCUUUGACAAGCGAAUUUGAAAAUGGGUUCGCGGAUACCAUUAAGCCUAUUAAACCAUCAAAUAUUAAAAUUAUCGAGAAUGAGUCAUCGGAUGAAACUGAAAUUGAUCAAGCGACAAUAAAGGCAUCCGCUUUCAAGAAUGUCGAGAAUACGACAGAAAUACCGGAAUUUCAUCAAACACCAAUCGAGCAAUCAUCAUCACCCAGUUCCACAGUGGACUUAUUGAAUGACACUGACGGGAUUGUGCGUGGUCAUAGAAGAUAUAGUGCUGCUAGUGUUUCAACCGACACCUCAUCAACGUCACUCUCGAUCUACCCACGAGACGUGCCGAUUGCUGUGCCUGUUUCCGAAGAAGGCGUUUUUGGUAGAAAACUUGUAAAUGAGGUGAUUUUACCAUCAAUAUCAAACAUCAAGUCUAGUGAACUCCGAACCUCGGAGAUUGAAGCGUUAAGCAUGAUUGGAAAAGGGAUUGAGGAUUUGGAUCACAUAAACCCUGAUCUCAUAGUCGUAACUUUGGUGGAAAUUUUAUCGAGAUUAAAAAGUAAUACACCUUUGACAGAAAAAUUAACGGAGCUUGAAAUAAUUUCCGCUGAAAGUUUUGCAACUUCAACUCAAAUUGAAGAACCAACCACCACUCCGGAAACAGAACCCGUAAAAUCACCAAGAUUAACAUUUUCAGAUUUUUUGUAUCCGAGAUGGAUCGGACAAUUGAAAUCUAAAUGGCCAAUACUUUAA